ACCCCCCUCUCAAGAAAGUACACCAGAAUUUCCUUUCUGGCUGCAGCAAUUCGCUUGAACCCCUGUUGUAGUCGCUGUAUUUUCAACUCACGAUGAAUUGGACGGUGAAGAGUUUGGUGCUCCCCAUGGUGCUGCUGUGCGUGUGGCGGCUGCAGGAAGGAGCCCAAGCCUGCACGUGUGUUGCUGUGCAUCCACAGACGGCGGUUUGCCAAGCAGAUGUCGUCAUCAAGGCAAAGGUGCUUGCAAAGAAGUACAUUAGUGCACAUGAAGUGAAGUACGACAUCGCAAUAACAAAGAUUUUCAAGGGCCCUCUGAAGUAUUUUGACUGCAUCUACACUCCAGCCUCCUCUGCAGCCUGCGGAUUAGCUUUGACCCGUGGUGUGGAAUAUCUUUUCACAGGCAAUCUUGCGUCUGACGGAUCACUGCAUGUCAUUGUGUGCAACUUGGUUUCCCCCUGGGACAGGCUGAGUGCCUGCCAAAAGGCCAACUUGGGAGGAAGUUAUCAAAAGGGCUGUGAGUGCCAGAUCACUCACACCCACGCCAUCCCGAACAGGGUCAGCCCAGAUGAGUGCUUGUGGACUGACAUCCUGACCCACUCGGGCAACAGAGAGCAGGCUAGACAUUAUGCUUGUCUGAGGAACAGAAAUGGCUUUUGUGCUUGGGUCAGGAGCCCCGCCUGCGGCUUCUACCCGGGCUUUCACGCAUACAGUUAAAGCUCCACCAUGCAAAUGAUGCCAUUUACCAAUAAAGCUUUAAAGAAAGCAA
Messenger RNA from Doryrhamphus excisus (bluestripe pipefish), 765 nucleotides. RefSeq names its product metalloproteinase inhibitor 2-like. Gene Ontology annotation, biological process: response to cytokine; response to hormone; negative regulation of membrane protein ectodomain proteolysis. The record is from RefSeq and is a predicted model, not a curated record. Gene Ontology annotation, molecular function: metalloendopeptidase inhibitor activity; protease binding. Gene Ontology annotation, cellular component: extracellular matrix. NCBI's taxonomy places the organism in Eukaryota, Metazoa, Chordata, Actinopteri, Syngnathiformes, Syngnathidae.